UCGAGCCAUCCACCUCUAUCCUUUGACCCGGGGCUCGAAAAUGAUCUCACACAGUGGGACCUUGAUGAAGGACCUGCAGUGAACGCGACAGGACAUCUAGUGUUCAAAAUGGUCAAUUCUUUGCUUCAAAACUGGCCAAAUACAUGUCAUUGUAUUGGUCAUACAAUAGUCCCAGGAAUCAUCCCCAUGGGCACUCUUCUCUACCAUGGAGCCACCGGUCCCCAUUUACCAACUGCUUUGGAUUGGGUGGCUGUAGAGCCAGAACACUCCAUGCUUUUCUGCCAAGGGUCAAUCGAAAAAGGAUGCUGUGGCAUG
This is a messenger RNA of Suillus fuscotomentosus, 315 nucleotides long. RefSeq lists its product as uncharacterized. The transcript is spliced from 2 exons. Lineage: Eukaryota; Fungi; Basidiomycota; Agaricomycetes; Boletales; Suillaceae. The annotation marks the transcript as partial. The record is from RefSeq and is a predicted model, not a curated record.